CAGACACACAAACACACACACAUACAUACUUGCAUACACUUGUGUGUAGAUCUGCAUAUGUAUUUGUCCAGCGUUUGUCAUCGCAUGGAGCAAUCGCAGUUCUAGUUCCAGUUCAGACGUCAGCCAGUUCGUAUCUUGGAGCUCGCGUCAACCGUCUGAACUGUCGACCAACGAUUUGUUUAUAAACGAAAACAACGAAAGAACAGAGAGUGAGGCAAACGAAAGGCGAUGGACAUGCAAUUAGAUAGAAAUUAACAGAAGAAGAAUAUUCUAUAAACAUAUUUAAAUAUAUACACACACUUGUCGUUAUGUGUGUGUGAGCGAGAGAGAGCGAAAGCGAGUGAUAGAAAUUAACGAACAUGUUUAAUCUGCUGCGACGCACGCGUCAGAGAAAGGCGCAUAAAAACAAAAACUACGAUGUAAGUGAUGAUGAAGAGGCAUCAAAACCAAGAGCGCCCACAACAGCCUUUGACAGGAGCACAGAGAGCACGCACAGUAAUGGCGCCGAGUGCCGUUACCUAUUCAGCAAGAGAGAGAGCAAGGCGAGUGAGAGCAAAUCGCAUGGGAGCAGCACCCGCGAGAGUAAAUCACAUGAGAGCGGAGCAGGGCCGCGACGAGCGGUGAUCGAAGAGUUGGAGGACUUUGGCAGCGACAACGACGAAGAGAAGGCAAGUGUAAAAUUAGCAAAAACAGCUGCUGCUAAUGGCCAUUCAGCGAUCUCUUGGCGCUCCGACAAUUUGUUGUAUAUAAAUAACAUGGGCAGCGGUGAUGCGGCGACAAAGGCGACAAAGGCGAGGACAACGACUGCUGCUGCUGCUGUUGACGAUGAUGAGGAACGAAAUGAACGAAAUGAUAGAAAUGCUGCUGCCACCGCAACGGCGGCUGUUGGUGUUUUUGCUCUUGCUGCUGGGCAUGCCACGGGCAGUCAAAACGAGGCAGCCAUCGCGAACGCAAAAGCCAAAUACGAGUCGAGACAGCACGCAGGCGACGGUCAGCUAAUUGGCCAAGAACGGCAAGACGGGCUAAUAAAACGGAUUGGGCCAACAACUAUCGAUGGCAAUGCCGAACAACAAUUACAAAUUGCUGGCACGGUAAUUGAUGCAGACGACAUAAACACUAAACGCAACAACACAACAACAACAACAACAACGAACACUAAAACGCAGACGGAAACAGAGAACAGAGUGAUCUAUCGAAGGCAAUCGAAGCAAUCGAACGAACAGAAACGACUAUCGCGUCUAUCGCUGGGUAACUUUGCAUUGCUCAAAGACAACAGUGCAGGCGAAGAGUCUGUGAACAGCAGCAGCAGCAACAGCAACAGCAACAAGAAGCAGCGCAGCACAACGUUGCAAAGAAGUCGCGAAUUUCUCAGUGAUAUUUUCAUGGCGCGUGGACGUAAUCAUCAUCAAAAGCAGCGAAAUCAACAGCAACAACAGCAACCUCCACAGCAACAGCAACCACAACAACAACAGCAACAGCCUGCCAACGACGUAAUCGCUAUUGGAGAGGCCAGGGUAACAACAGCAGAAACAUCAGCAGCACACCUUGAAACGAACUCCGACCCCGCCGCGACCGUGUCCACAAAUAGUUAUCAAAUGACUAUGUCUAAUUAUAGCAGCACACCAAAAAAUCGACACAACGGUGCUGCGCUGCCAACGCAGAGCGGCGACAAAGAGAGCGAGGCGUUGCAAAGAGAGCGACGCAGUAAUUCAGCUGGAGCUGUGCGAAAGGAGCAGCCACUGCUGGCAAAAGAGAGCCAGCAGCUGGCCAGAGAAUUGCGACGUGCUGCCGAUGUUCAUAGACAGCGUAGAGCGGCGAGUGCUGAAUUUAUUCAAGCGGCAAACGUCGAGCUGUGCACUGUCGCGGAAGAAGAUCAACAGCAGCAACAGCAGCAGCAGCAGCAACAACAGCGGCAACAGCAAGGCGAUGCAACACUGCAGCGCAGCAGCAGCAGCAACAGCAUCAACAACAGCAAUAACAUUUACAACUAUAACAAUUACUAUAUCAACAAUUCUAGUGAUAUAGAUCUAAACAGCAUGGGCCAAAGUAGCGGCAAGCCCAAUGACUGCCAACAACAACAACAGAGCUCAGCGCACAGCUCACGCGCCAGCACGCCGCGUGAGUUUCGUGAAUCGAUCGUGAGAGACACAAAGCCAACACAGCCGCAACAUGAUGUGCCUAAAAUCACCGUUGUCGACUGCAGUUUCGAACAGAGUCCCAGCCAAAGUCCCCAGGCGGUGCCCGUUGAGGAAAUCUUCUACGACUUUGAGCAGCCACAGCAGCAACCGGAACAACAGCUCCACGAACACGAGAGCAACAUCAACAUUGAAGAGCUGAAUGAGGCACAUGUGGAAACGCUGGAGGAUGAAGUGUUUGCCGUGGAUAUUCCGACUACCAUUUAUCAGCAGGCCAAUGGAAUGCCACGUCCCUGGACACGUUUGACCAAUGUUAAGUUGGAGAAUGUGCAGGAGGAGGAGGAAGAGGAGCCGGAAGAGCAUGUCAAUGGCGAACCGGAGCCCGAGGAUGAUGAGCUGGACGAAGCGCUGGGCAUGGAAUGCGAUGAGCCGGAGCGACGCACGCCAAAUGGAUCACGACAAUCGGCGAGCAGCGAGCGCAGCGCAUUGAAAAGCGAUUCCAAUUUAAGCAGCAGCUAUGCGGACUCGGGCAUUGGCAACGACUUGCCACAGCAAUCACACCAACAACAACAUGCGCAUGCAGCGCCCUUGCCACCGCCACGCAGCUCGUCAAUGUUGUCGCAGCCGCUGCGCAUGCCGUUCGUGCGGGAUGCCAACUCAACGUCAACCGACUACGACUACGAUGGCGAUGGUGAGGAGCUGUUGCUGCAGUGCGACGAACUCGAUGAUGAGCAGCAGCACAAUUACGACGAGCGUUUGGUCUGCAUCGAGAGCAUUAGCCUGCCCGAUGUCGUUGUCGAGUCAACGACCGCCACAACAACAGCAACAACUACAGCUGCAUCGGCUGCAGCAACGUCAACAACAUCUGCCUCUACCUCUGGUGAUGCCACAAAUGGCAGCAAUGAUGGCCAUCUCAAUAUCAAUAUUACAAAUGGCGCCGGCGGCAAUAGUCUCGGCAAUGUGCAUUUCAUACCCAUACACAUCGAGGGAUCCGCAGGAUCCGGACGCAGUCGCAGCAAUAGUCCGAAGCAUCGCAGCCUGGACGAUAGUUGCAUUGGACGCAACAGCAUUGAGAUUGUCGAGGAUGGCAGUGUGCUGAAUAGUGCGGCGCCAUCGCCGUCACAGGAGGCGCAUGAGCUCAAAAAAGAGUUGAAGCUGCAAAAGGCGCGUUUCACCACACAACUGGAGGAUGCCCAUCGAAAUGUUCAGAGUCUGGAGGCCAAAGUGGGAGAUAUGCAAGUGAGGAUACAAAAUCUGGAACAGGAAUUGUCACUCAAACAAUGGAAUGUAGAUAGACUCCAAGGAGAACUUACUGCGGCUCAGAAGGACGAUGAAUUUGUGCGCAAAAAGCUAAAAGUGCUCGAGGAUGAGAAGAUUAAUUUGCGGCACAAGUACAGCGAUGAUGAGGACGAGUUCCGACGCAAAUAUGACGCAUUGCAAUCGCAGUACAACGAACUUACCGAAAAGUACAAAGAGACGCAGAGCCUGGCAAAUGGUUUGCAAACGCAACUGGCGAAUGCAAAACUCGAGGUUGAGAACUGGCGCAAUGAGGUGAAUAAAAUACGCGUUGAAUUGGAUGAGCAAAUACGCAUACUCAAGAAUGCGUUAGAGUAUUCGGAGGCGGAGCGCAAAAUCUGUGAGGAUAAAUGGCAAAAGGAGUUUGAAAUGCUCAGAACACACAACAGAGAACGCGAGGAGACACUGAUGUCCGAUUGCGAGUGGCAGAUGCGGCAAAUGCAGCGACAGUGUAAGGAUAAAAUGGACAAAACCAAUUACGAACGCAAGCAGGCAAGCGCCAAGGCUGAGGAACUCGAAUUGGAGUUGCAAUCGCGUCGCAAGGAGGCCGAAUCCUUACGCAUUUGCCAGGCACAGGUGAAGUCCUUGAGCGGCGUGGUCAGUGAACAGGAACGUUCGAUACAAACGCUCAUGGAACGCAUCGAGAAUCUCAAGGGAGAGUUGGAGAUGGCCAAUGAGAAUUUGGAGACACAGAUCGAAGCUGUGCACAAAAUCAAAUAUCAGUGUGAUAAUGCCAUUUAUGACAAGGAACGUCAAAUGAUCUAUCGCAUCGAUGAGGUGCGCAACGAAGCUGCCGCCUUUUGGGAGAAUAAACUUUACACAGAGAUGACAAGACUGACAAAUGAGUUGGAAUCCGUUUAUGUGGAUGAGCGACGCGAUGCCUUGGAUAAGCUGCAGGCCGAGCAUAUCGAGGAGCUGCGUGCACUGACCAAUCGCUAUACCGCCAACGAGGAGGAGCUGCGUGCAGAGAUCGAUGAGCUGACUGGCAAUUUGGAGCUAAAGAAAGAAGACUUUCUUGCGCUGCGAGAACGCUCGGAUAAUGCGCUUCUGCAGACACGCAUGCAUCUGGAUCGUGCCGAUCGUGAGUAUCAGAAUGCCAUGUGUCGGGAGGAGGAUCGUCGCGUUGAGCUAGAGGCGAAGCUGAAGAGAGAGUUUGAGGAGGAAAAGGAAGAAAUGGAGGAGAAAUUCCGUGAACGUUUGGGUCAAGUCAAGGAAGAGUUUGCCAAGGAGUUGCAGCUCUCCACACAGGACAUGGUGGAGAGUCAUCGCAAGGAGCUGGAAUCCCAAAAGGCCAAGCUGCAAAGCGAAAAGGAUGAAGCACUGCAAGCACUUGUGGAGCGACAUCGCGCCAAAAUGGCCGCUGCCGAGGAACGAAUUAACGAUGUAGAGCUUCGGCAUCAGCGCAAUCUGAAGGACUUGAAGGCGGCAUACGAUGCCGAGAAGGCGGCGCUGGAUAAACGCGAUAUUAGCAAUGCGAAUGAGAUCGAGCAGCUGCAUCGCAAGUGUCGCUGUCUGACCAAUCUAUUCGAGGAGAUGCGUAUGCGUUAUGAGCGGAGAGAUCCGCGUGCGGAGGAUCUGCGGGAAAUCUCCGAGUUGCGCACACGUUGCGAUAGUCAGGAGCGAGAUCUGUUUGUGCUCACCGAUCGACUACGCGAGAUGCAGAUCCAGAUGUCGGAGCUGCAGCAGAAUGGCGAUGGGGCAACGUUGCGCAAAAAGCCGCCAUCGAAAACGAUACCCACCAGCUGUGAUGUCAUCUACGAGGAGAACGAGGAGCGUGAAUCCCCCGAACAGGAUCUGCAGCAACAACAGCAACAGGACUCAUCGGAGGGCGGCUCGUCGGAGAGGGACGACAACGAAGAGGAGCAACUGGAGCAGGAGCCCAGCGACACUGAAUCGAAUCACACGAUUGAAAUCAAUCAUAAGUGCAACGAUCGCAUCAAUGAGGACGAUGCUCACAUGAUCUCAGCUGUGUGAACAAAUUGUUUGAUUGCUUGAUGGAUUGAUUGAAUGAUUGAUUAAUUGAUUGAUUGAAUGAUUGAUUGAUUGAUCUUCGCAAAAUACUCGCCAAAGCGCAGUAGUGACGACUUGCAAGCAUGCUGCAGCUGCUCGCUCUAACUAUCUAUCGACAGUUAUCCUGUAAUUGCACCAUUCAAAGUUUUUAACAGACGCACAAAAUAUAUUUAUUAUUUAUACACAAAAAGCACUUAAAAAUUGUAAAAUAUUUUAAACACAAUCUAAUUGGUUUAUGAAACCGCAACAAAUACGAAAUAAAUGUAAAUACUUUUAACAAUUUC
This is a messenger RNA of Drosophila nasuta, 5725 nucleotides long. Its product is annotated as ras guanine nucleotide exchange factor P. Gene Ontology annotation, biological process: positive regulation of transcription by RNA polymerase II. Lineage: Eukaryota; Metazoa; Arthropoda; Insecta; Diptera; Drosophilidae. The record is from RefSeq and is a predicted model, not a curated record. Gene Ontology annotation, molecular function: transcription coactivator activity; transcription factor binding. The transcript is spliced from 12 exons. Gene Ontology annotation, cellular component: mediator complex. The coding region runs from base 360 to 5405 and encodes 1681 amino acids.